Molecule: messenger RNA, 1360 nt
Organism: Clupea harengus (Atlantic herring)
Lineage: Eukaryota; Metazoa; Chordata; Actinopteri; Clupeiformes; Clupeidae
Gene: st6galnac2
Product: ST6 (alpha-N-acetyl-neuraminyl-2,3-beta-galactosyl-1,3)-N-acetylgalactosaminide alpha-2,6-sialyltransferase 2
Exons: 9
Coding region: 214-1320 (368 amino acids)
Biological process (GO): protein O-linked glycosylation
Molecular function (GO): alpha-N-acetylgalactosaminide alpha-2,6-sialyltransferase activity
Source: RefSeq, a predicted model, not a curated record
CGUGCAGGGGGCGGGCCGUUCACGUGUAGUUGUCUCCAUUUCCAGGUAAGCGCUCAAAACGCACCGAUCGGGGAGUUGACGUUAAGUGGCUCUGGUCCGUUUCAGUCCCGUCUUGUGUCGCCACCCAACCGUGCAGCCAGCCCCCGCGGCCUUGGUGAGCUCACUCACACACACACACACACACACCACACACCAUGGGGACGCCGGGUUUGGAUGUUUGUUCUGGUGGUGGUAACCGCGAGUUUGGCUCUGACGGCGUUACUCUACGACCAGAGCGGCAGAGGAACCGCAGUCGGUAACACGCGCACCUUGGACUUGGACAGUCUCUUCAGGGACACUCAGGAGGGAGUCGCUCCGGGAGGUGACCGCCAGGAGAUGCAGCAACAGGAGGAAGUGGAGCAUUCAUCCAGCUGCUCUCUCAGGCGUGUGAUGCAGACUGAUGACAUCAUCAGAAAGCGCUUUAAUUUCUCUGUCCCUGUGUUCCAAUGGGCCUCCAGCUUCAACCAAUCAGAAUGGGAGAGACUCCAUGACAUCGCCCCACCCUACGGCUGGCAUGGGAUGCCUUAUGAAGACGUGAGGAGUGCCGUGGCGUUGCUCUCUGGUGUGUCCAGUGAGAGGUCUGACCCUCAUCAGUGUGUGACCUGUGCUGUCAUUGGCAACGGCGGAAUCCUGCAGGGCUCCAAACAGGGCAGCGCCAUCGACAGCCACCACUAUGUCUUCAGAUUAAACGGGGCGAUCACUAAGGGCUUUGAGGAAGACGUUGGCUCUAAAACUUCCUUCUACGGCUUCACCACAAACUCCAUGAAGAACUCACUGAGGGCGUACCGCAAAGAAGGCUUUACCAAGACCCCACAGAACCCUGAGCUGAAGUACAUCUUCAUCCCCGCUGAGCUGAGGGACUAUGUGCUGCUCAAGGCCGCCAUCCAGGGCACCACCGUCCCCUCCGGAAAAGACACAGGAGACCGGCCGUCUCAGUACUUUGGAAACCGGCUCUCUGCGGAGAAGUUCAGGAUGCUCCACCCAGACUUCAUCACCUAUGUGGUGAAGAGGUUCCUGAAGUCUCGGCAGCUGAAGUCAAAGUACGGCCACCUGUACAUGCCGAGUACUGGAGCUCUCAUGCUGUUUACAGCACUACACACCUGUGACCAGGUGUCAGCCUAUGGCUUCAUCACCCGUAACUAUGACGACUUCUCUGAACACUACUACGACUCUGAGAAGAGAGCGCUGCAGUUCUUUGCCAACCACGACCUCAAGAUGGAGGCCAGACUCUGGGAAAUACUCCAUCUACACGGGGUCAUGACCCUCUACCAGAGGCACUGACACACACACACACACACACACACACACACACACACACAAA